Cottoperca gobio is the source of this 2890-nucleotide messenger RNA. RefSeq names its product death effector domain-containing 1 (gene dedd2). Gene Ontology annotation, biological process: apoptotic process; regulation of apoptotic process; extrinsic apoptotic signaling pathway via death domain receptors. Gene Ontology annotation, cellular component: nucleolus. Gene Ontology annotation, molecular function: protein binding; DNA binding. The coding region runs from base 335 to 1408 and encodes 357 amino acids. Lineage: Eukaryota; Metazoa; Chordata; Actinopteri; Perciformes; Bovichtidae. The record is from RefSeq and is a predicted model, not a curated record. The transcript has 6 exons.
GGUGGCGGUCAUGCGGCUGAACGCUGGUUGCUACCCGCAAUAAAACCGAAGAAGAAGAAGAAAAAGAAGAAGAAGACUGCGGAGCUGUGGAAGUUGUCAGAACAUCCAACGCUAAUAACUAGGAACAAAAACGUGAUGACGUAACGAGUCAAGAGGGUUAUUUGCUCCAACGUUUGCUGCUUAAAGGUCUCUGGCUUCCUGCUUUAGUACACAUAUUCUCUGAAACGACGACAACAAAGCACAUUCACAGCUGACAGAACUUUGCAUUGUAUGUUUGAAGACAGCACCGAGCUGACUACUACAGUUUGACUCGGUGGGAAGGUGGAGAGGGACUAUGGCCGCAGUAUAUCGCCCAGGGUGUCCUCACAGGGACUCACUGUCCUGGGAAGAAACAGAGUGCCUAAAUUACUAUGGGAUGAUGUCUCUCCAUGAGGUCUUUGAAAUUGUUGGUUGUCAGCUGACAGAGACUGACAUUGAAGUGUUGUCAUUCCUUCUGGAUGAAACCUGUCUUGCACCUCACCCCCUUGACCCAACAGGUUGGACAGUUAAUCCCUGUGAGGAUGAUACAGAUGACUUGGGUGUCUCCCCGAGUCCUGAGCUGCUAAAAGCCUGGAUGCGGUUGAAGCCUCAGGGCUCCCAGUGUCCCUUAGUGCCCUCGUGCAAGCCCAAGAGUGGCCUUGAGCUGCUGUUGGAGCUGGAGAGGCGAGGUUACCUCAGCGAUGGCACUCUGGAACCACUGCUGCAACUACUGCGAGUCCUCACUCGUCAUGACCUGCUGCCUCUAGUGUCCCACAAGAGAAGGUGGACAGUAUCUACAGAGAACAGAGAGUUGCUAUGCGGCCCUAGAAUGCCACACAACUACAGACAAACAGAAGUACCUCUUCCAUAUUUCACACAACACUUGAGAUCUGGCAUUUCCGCCCCUGUGCCUGGGCUAUCUGCUGGGAGGAAGAGGAAGAAGAGGGGACAUGGCUGGAGCCGCAGGCCCAAGAAAAUAAGCAGGCAGGCCCCGCCACUGCCUCCACCACCACAAGCACAUAAAGAAUCCUGCAAUAUCCGCUUGCGUGUCCGAGCCGAAUACCUGGAGCACGAGUCGGCACUCCGCGAUGGUGUCUCGUCGGACAAGCAGCAGCCCCUGGAGCGGCAGUUUGAGUUGUUCAGCAAAGCCAACUCACUGCUUCAUGCCAGAGACUUGGGUUCCAUCGUCUGCGACAUUAAGUUCACAGAGCCGGACAACCUCGAGGCCUUCUGGGGCGACUACCUGUCCGGAGCUCUGCUGGAGGCCCUGAAGGGAGUCUUCAUCACUGACUCCCUGAGGUUGGCAGCGGGCAGGGAGGGCAUCCGCCUGCUCAUCAGUGUGGACCAGGAUGACUACGAGGAGGGCCGGACGCUGCUGAGCUCUAUGUGAAUGUUGUCGUCUAGUAAUGGUGGGCGCACAGACUCACUGGGCUGUAUGGGCUUAUAAGACUUUUGUUUUGGAGUGUAUGAUACAAACUUUAAAUAUGGGAAUACGAGGAAAUGCUAUUGAAAGUAAUGGUCACAGGCAAAUUUGCAAGUAUUUGCAGGGCUUUCUAUUGUAGUUGCAAUUCAUGUUAUUACCACUAGGUGGCAGCUCUUACCAUUGGUUGUUAGUGUUCAUAACCCCCCCCCCCCCCCCCCCCCCUUACAUUUUCAGAAUUGACAGGUUUGUUUAUAACAUUACCUCCAUUUGUGAAAGAAAAUUGAAUAAUAAUGGAUCGAUGUGCUUUACCUUGGGAUUCAUGCACAGGUGCUACUUUGUAGGACACCAGGAUGAAAGCGCAUGUGUCAAGAUGUUUCUUCUUAGUCUCAGUGAGAACAGCAGCGUGCGAGCCUGUGCCAAAGGAAGUGGUAAGCCCCUCAUAACAUUAUCAAUCUUAAACAAGGUUGAGUCAGCUGAUGUGCCACAAGUGAUAGAAAAUACCACAAAUAACUACAUAGUGUAGACACAAUUCACAUGCUCACGGUCAAGGUUGAGCCUACACACACACAUACACACAUAUACACACACCAACAGAGACAUGUACACAGACUAAAUGAGCCACAAUCAGACCAAACUGAAACACAAUUUGCCAACCAUUUUGUCCAUAUUUCUGCAUAGACUUUGGGCCUUCAGAUUCUAAUAUUGCUCUUGAAACUCAAUGAGACAUUGCCAAGAAAAUCUGUAUAAAUGACAGAGAAUUGAGCACUGAUGGAAAGGGGGUCUGCUCUCCGUAAAGAUUCAAGUCCAACUUUGGAGCCCACGCUUAUACACCUAGAUAACAAACAGUGGGAUCCUCAGACCUGUGUGCCACGAUAACUCCACUUGUGAUUGCCGUGGUCAGUGGAUACGGCAGUUGCCAGUAGAUGACAGCCGUGAUUAGGGCUAGGCCUCAGCAGACCAUGGAAGAUUCAUCAUCCCAAGCUUGUCAACAGCGACCCGGAUAAUGCAAUGGUGGCUUGUGUCCGGGCUUCCAGCUAGGCCUCAGCAAGUGCUUCUCUCAGCAAGUAAAGCACAGGACAGUGCGUCGGUCAAUAGAAGUGAUGGUGGGGAGAUCAAAAUCAAAAGUGCACAUCCCAGCUCCACUCAGCCCUGAUAUGUAGGCCCAGUAGAGUGGCUCACGGACAGCUGUCUACUCACCCUGCUGGAACUAAUGCCUGGACUUCACUCAUAGAAGACGAUCAAUAAGGCCCCCCUCCAUACAGGCACGACUUAAGCAGGCUGUCUGAAGUGCCGGCAGGCCAGGCAGAGGGAGGGACAAUGGACAUAUUUCUGUUUACUUUAGUGUGUUUUUGAUACUGAAUUUGUUAAAGUAUGUUUGUAUAUUCAUGAGAGAGAGAAAAAAAACUUAUUCAGGAGAACUUCUUUGUUAAAAAAAAUCUCUUUUACUAU